This is a messenger RNA of Ustilago hordei, 285 nucleotides long. RefSeq lists its product as uncharacterized. The transcript has a single exon. The coding region runs from base 1 to 285 and encodes 94 amino acids. The record is from RefSeq and is a predicted model, not a curated record. NCBI's taxonomy places the organism in Eukaryota, Fungi, Basidiomycota, Ustilaginomycetes, Ustilaginales, Ustilaginaceae.
AUGGAUAGCACAAACCCAAGCAGCGACAAGGCAGGCAACGCCUCCAACACUCUUGCUGCCCCACUCGGCCUUCCCGCUCCGUCCGAUGCGCCUGCCUCGUGUGAGCCCACCAACGUCAUCAAGCUCGACCAUCUCGGUCCCAUGAUCGUCAACUCGGACGGCACCAUCUCGAGGGUUGCCAACUGGCAGAACAUGAGCGACAUCGAGAAAGAGAGGUCGCUCAGACUUCUUUCCAGGAGAAAUAAUGCUAGGAUAGAGACGCUGAAGGCGAACGAGAACGAGUAG